This is a messenger RNA of Pneumocystis carinii B80, 643 nucleotides long. RefSeq lists its product as hypothetical. The coding region runs from base 43 to 597 and encodes 184 amino acids. The record is from RefSeq and is a predicted model, not a curated record. The transcript is spliced from 3 exons. NCBI's taxonomy places the organism in Eukaryota, Fungi, Ascomycota, Pneumocystomycetes, Pneumocystales, Pneumocystaceae. Gene Ontology annotation, biological process: endoplasmic reticulum to Golgi vesicle-mediated transport. Gene Ontology annotation, cellular component: endoplasmic reticulum membrane.
CUUUAAUAUAAAAAAUAAUAGGGUAAAACAUAUUUUCGCAAGAUGGUAAAAAUGAAAAAAACCCUUGCAAGUUAUUUAAUUGUUUGUAGCAGUUCAUUUUUCCUUGGGAUUCUUUUCAUUAGUUGGAUAGUGGAUCAUUUUACAUUUUGGAAGAAUCCAGCAACAGACCAAGCUCUUUUAAAUGCAGAAACAUAUUACUUAUUAUUAUAUCAAGCACCAUCUAUUCAUAAAAUCCUUUUACAUAUAUUAAUAUGUUUUGGCUUUUUUGCACAUGUCAUGAAACUUUAUGGAGGAAAUAAAAGUAAUCUAUUAUUUGAUAGUGGAAGUUUAGUUCUUUAUAUCGCAGGGAUUAUAAUUUAUAAUGUUUAUCUUAUUCAAGGCCUUGAAACUAUUUUCCAGCGUACUUAUAAUUCAUUUAAUAAAAUAGAUACAUUAAGAAUCUUAGCAGCAACACAUGUUGUAUUAGCACUUAUUUUAAUAGGUAUUCUUGUUUUACAAAGUAGUCAAUUUUGUGCAGAACAAACAGUUUUACAUUCAGAAACGUUAAGUAAACGUCCUAAGAAACAUUUACAAAGUAGUCGGCGCUUUUUGUACUAAAUGAAAAAAACAAAAUAGACCUUAAAAAUUGAAUUAAACAUUGAAA